Molecule: messenger RNA, 852 nt
Organism: Paramecium tetraurelia
Lineage: Eukaryota; Ciliophora; Oligohymenophorea; Peniculida; Parameciidae
Exons: 4
Source: RefSeq, a predicted model, not a curated record
AUGAAUAAUUCGAGAUCAACAGUCAGAAAGGGUACAAACAACCUCCCAGUUUAAACAGGAGAUUUGGAAGAAUAUAUAUAAAUAUUGUAUGAUCAUUAAAAGAGUUGUGAGAAGGCAGGAAAAUAUUUGGAGGCAGAUUAAGCAAAAAAAAGACUGGGGGAAUUGAAAAAAGAUUUGGAUUCCAAAAACAAGUAUGAAGUCAAGGAUAGACAUACCAAUGAAAAAUAAGAAAUUGAGAAGGCUCAUCUUGAAGAAUUCAAUCAAUUUAACGAAUUCUGGGAUCAGAAAAUGGCUGAAUUUGAUCAAGAGGCUCAAAGAGUCAAAGAAUAAGUUCUUCAAAGACACGAUGAAGAAUUGAAACAAUUUACAGAUGAAUUAGAAAACUCAAUCCCUGUUAAACCAAAAGAUUCAGCAGAAUUGUUGAGUUUGAGAAAAACUGAAGAAUCUUUGGCAAGAUAAGAAAAUUACCAAGAAGCUCAUAUAACUUAAUAAAGAAUUUUAUCGAUGGAAAGAGAAGAGUAUGAAAGAUGGAAUCAGUCAAGAUCAGGCAAGAUCAGAAAUCUCAUUCUUCAACUUAAACAAAAGUAAAGUACUGAAAUAGGUGCCUUACAAUAAAGAAUUAUUUCAGGAUAGGAAGAACAAAGAAAGAUUAGAUCAUAGGAAUUAGAGAAAUUAUUAUAAAAGUAUUAAAAUGUAAGAAAAGAGUUGAGCAGUUAAUAAAAUUAAGAAAUAACAAGACUUGAUAAAACAAUGAAGAACCAAUCCAUCAUGUAACAAUCAAGAAUGAACUCAUCCAAAAUGUAGGGUUCCACUAUGAGAAAAGGAGACGAAGAAAAUUACUAUAUAAAAUGA